UAGUAGCCAAUGAUGUUGGAGAUACAGACCGCAAGACGUUAUCAUUGGUUUACCCCGUUGUGCGGCGGAUGAAAUCAGCGGCCAGCGGGUACAUUUCAAAUUAAUGGUCGCAUUAUCAUGUCAGUAGUCUCAGACAAGUCGGGUCUCUAAUGUUAUUUGAAGAGAAGGAGGAAGACAGAGAAGCCUAAAAUGUGGAGGUGACUGAAUCGGCGACUGAAUCGGCGACUGAACCUGAACCUGCUGCUGAAACAACCAGCAUAGACGACAACGACGACGACGAUGACGAUGAACACCCGUGGCCAUACCUGCGGGGAAUGUUUAGCUACAUCGGAGUGAAAGAUUCCUCCUACCGGAUGAAAUGUCUGCUGUGCCUUCCUAAAAACAGUGAGAUAUUGGCUUACAAAAACUCUCCAUCCAAUCUUAGGAAACACGUUGAGAGAAAACAUCCAAACCAACUUAAAAAAUAUGAAGAGCUGACAUCAGCUAAAAGAAAGAGGCCUGUAACUGAGACUCCCUCCACCAGCACCAACAGGCAGAUGACCACAUUUCUGACCACAACCUGUUCUGCUGUGUCCCAAAGGUCACUUGAUAAAGCUGUCUUGAAGUAUGUGGUCCAUGGACUCCAGCCCCUCUCUCUGGUUGAACAAGAACCAUUUAUAGAGUUUGUGAAGGAUCUGCUGCCUAAUGCCAGAGCAAAAAUUAUGACAAGAGUCACGCUGGGCUCCAGGAUGGACGAGGCCGCCAAGGAGAUGAAGACAGCGGUGACUGAGGCCAUGAGGGGAGUUGAGUAUAUCGCCACCACCACUGACUGCUGGUCUGUCCGAAGACGAAGCGUCAUUGGUGUUACUGCCCACUGGAUCGACGCAGACACUCUCAAAAGAUGCUCGGUAGCCCUAGCCUGCAAACAGCUGAGAGGCUCGCACACUUUCGAGUUGUUGGCAAAUGCCAAGUUUGGGAUUAGAGGAAAGAUCGUCAGAACAACAACAGACAACGGCUCUAAUUUUGUCAAAGCUUUCCAGGUUUUUGGUGAAGAUAACAGUGCAGUGGAAGCAGUUAGUGAUGGUGAUCGAUCUCAACCAAGAGAGGCUGAAGAGGAUGAAGAGGAGAGUGAAGAAGUGGUGUUUGUGGAUGUGUCAGGACUUCUGAGCGAAGAUGAUGGUUUGGAGUUCGAGCUGCCAAAGCACCAGCGCUGCGCUUGUCACCUAAUCAACCUCAUCGCUACAGUUGAUGCUGCAAAAGCAAUGUCCAACGAGCCAUACAAGAAAAUGCACCGUUCAACAUUUGGCAAGUGCAGUGCCCUCUGGAACAAAUCUUGCCGGUCGACACUUGCAGCUGAAACUGUUUGAGAUGUGUGCUCCCUCCAGCUGCUCAGCCCAAAUGUUACCAGGUGGAAUUCCUUCUUUCUGGCAGUGGAGAGACUACUAAGGAUCAUCAAAGACAAGGGAGAGGGGGCCAUCAGAGUAAUCUGCACAGAGUUCAAAGUUCCAAUGUUCAAUCCAGCCGAACUUGCAUUUCUUGCAGAGUAUAACGCUGUCAUGAGCCCAGUUGCCCAGGCCACCAACAUCUUGCAGGCAGAAGAAAAUGUCCAGAUGGGGUGGCUACUACCCACAAUCGACCUGUUUACUGCUAAACUUGACCGAGUCAAGUUGACGGUGAAAUACUGCAGGCCUUCGGUGGAUGCUCUACAGGCGGGAUUGAAGACUCGUUUUGGCCACAUGACACAAGACCCGGAGUUAAUUGCAGCCGUGAUUCUUCUCCCAAAAUUCAGAACUUCCUGGACGAAGGAUGAUGCCACCAUCAGAAUGGGAGGCGACUACAUCAGAGAACACCUUGAAGCACCUCCCCUGCAGUCUGAUGGUGGCAACCCAAGCUCUUCUGAUGAGGAAGACUUCUUUUCCUCACUGCAGUCACCUCACACAGACAGCUCCAAAGAACUGGAGGGAUAUUUGGCCUUCUCAUCAGAUAGAAUGGAAUCAGUGAAGUCCUUCCCAGCCUUGUGCAAGCUGUCUCUGAAGCUAAACACACCUUUACCUGCCUCAGCAGCAUGUGAAAGGCUGUUUAGCACUGCUGGUCUGGUCUUCAGCCCAAGAAGAGUGAGACUGAGUUCUCGCCAUUUUGAGAACCAACUUCUUUUGAGGUUGAACAAAAAGUUUCUCAGGGUUCAGUAAUGACUGGAUGGACAGUUCAAGUGCUGUCACACUGAAGUCAUGUUAAAGUUCAACCAAUCAAGUUUUUGUUUGUUUGCAUCACCUUCGCGCACCAAGAGUUCAUUAGGAAUUAUUUUAUAUUGAAUGCACGUGGGUAUGAAUGUUGGUAGGCAUGCAUGCAUGCGGGUCUGUAAGGAUAUGUUUGUGUAUUUUUGUAUAUGGUUGGGUUUAUGUAAGGAGGCGUUGAAGCUCCUUUAUUCUGAGUGUUUAAGUGUCUUGUGACACUUUGCAAAUUAAACAAAACUUAAAAACUAAAUUAAACAGGAAUAAAGAAAAUGUUACAACUCAAAUUUCUGAUUGCAUUCUAUUAACACCACUUUUUACUUUUGAUACUUAUGUACAGUAAAUACUAGCUACUUUUUUACUUUUACUCAAGUAAUAUUCUAGCAGGCAACUUUCACUUUUACUUGAGUAAUUUUCCAGUAAGGUACUUUUACUUUUACUCAAGUAUGGCUUUUGGGUACUUUAUACAACACUGCUCAUCGGAAGGUAGCUGACGGUAGCCUGCCCUGAUGCGUGUGGAUUGCGGGGGCCCGUUCAUCGCUACUUGCAGCUUAAAUUAUUCUCAUUAAAAGAAAAAAGGAAACUUUCAAUAAAUAUACCAUGAAUAAAUUAUUCUCAUUAGUUUUUAUCAGACCUAAAAUAUUUCAAAACAAAUAGGAAAAGUAACAGCUUAGUAUUUACUACUAUCUUCAUGUGGUGGUCAGACCGACUCAACUCCACACAGAAACAAUGCAUGACAUCACUUUGCUGUAGUGACACUAUUGGUUGAAUUUUGAGUGUGGACCCAAGCCCAAUUUUAUUUUAUUUUUUUUACGUCAGAGCACAAUUUUUAUUAGAACGCAGAUGCGUGCAUAACGUUACUCUGGCAAACCUGUGGAUAAAAUAUUUGUAGUGUGGAUAAAUGGGACUUAAAACAGUGUUUACAAUUUAAAAAAAAUAUUAUGUAGUAAACUGCUGAGAAACUUUAUUUCCACCUUUCCCUUCAGUACAAAAUCAUUAAAGGAAAUCUGUCAUUGUAUCAUUGAUGCAGACUCCCUGUCGGGGGGCCACAGGGGUUCCGGACUCAGAGUUACGGGGGCACUGGCCCCUGUUGGCCCCCCCUAAUAACCUUGAUACAUUUAUCCCAUUGAAAUGUAUUUAAGUGAAGUGUAUUUAAAUGAAUAUAUUUACUGGAAUUGAAACAAAUAUGCUGAAUAUGAUAUGUCAUAAUUUUUGUAUUAUAGUUUUGUUUGUUCUAUUCUGAACCUGAGGUGUGAUUUUUUAUUUAAAUAAAAACUUU
Molecule: messenger RNA, 3489 nt
Organism: Acanthopagrus latus (yellowfin seabream)
Lineage: Eukaryota; Metazoa; Chordata; Actinopteri; Spariformes; Sparidae
Exons: 6
Coding region: 315-1346 (343 amino acids)
Source: RefSeq, a predicted model, not a curated record